CAAGUCGAAUCUUACAUACAGUGAGUCAAUUUUAUUCCCCAAAACUGAAUUAAAAAUGAAAAAUUAUACUUAGACGCGGUUUGGAUGGUAGGGUCCAUUCUGCAGAAACACCUAUUUGCCACUCUUAUCCCACCUAUUUACCAACUUCUCCUGGAAGUAGAGACCAAAACUUGUCGUCCAAGGAGUGACGUUUUUUGAAGGUUUUGAAUGGAUAAUCUCUAGUCCGAUUCACUUUCACUUUCUGCACUUACAAAUUCUCACUUCCCUCCUCUCCGUUUCCCCAACACAUAACAUUCUCUUCUUCGAAAUGUCUCUUCUCUCUUCAUAGCUCUUAGCUAAUGCUCUGCGACUUUGCUGCUGUUGCUUCUGCCACUCAUCUUCCUCUGUUUCGUAUUUUAUCCCAAGAUAACAAUCCUUCCUUCUCUCAAAUCAAUCAAAGCCUUUGCAGUUCCAUUUUGGGAAGAGGAAUGAAACACAACUUAUCAUCUGAUAUGACGAUAGCUCCAGUGGUUGGAUAUAGAUUCCAUCCAACAGAUUAUGAGCUGGUUAAUCAUUUUUUGAAACGAAAGAUAUUUGGUUGCGAUGACAACGACUCAACAAUCACGGAGAUUAAAGUUUGUGACUUCGAGCCGUGGGAUCUACCUGAUAUGGUGGACACAGGUUCGGAGGAUCAAGUGUGGUAUUUCUUUUGUCCCCGUGAUUAUAAGUAUUCACGAAGCCGGCGUUCAAAUCGAACAACCAGGGCAGGGUUUUGGAAACCCACUGGCAAGCCGCGUAAAGUAAAAGAUAAACGCAGUAAGGAAGAGAUUGGUACAAAAAGGAGUUUAGUAUUCCAUGUAAAAGAUCAUCCUAAACCUAAAAGGACCAAAUGGAUCAUGCACGAGUAUGAAUUUAUUGUUUCAAAUUCCACCAUGGCUAUCCAGGGGAAUUUCCUUCUCUGUAAAUUGAAGGCAAAGCCAGAUGAGAAGAUCAACAACGGCGAUUGUGAUCUUGAAAUUCAAAACCUCAAUGAGACGAAGACUAAUUCAUCUUGUGAUGAAUGUGAACCGAGCAUCCAUGUUGGUUCUGAUUUUGGUAAUCUCAACGAGUCGACUACUAUGUCAACCUAUGACAAAGUUGAGCAGAAUGAGCUUAUAGCUUUUGAUUUUGAAACUGGAUAUGUGACCACCGAUUCAGCUGGUGAUGAAGGUGAAUCACAUUACUAUUUGGGUUUUGAUCAAGAAGAUCAAAAUCCAAAUGAGAUGGCUGCUAUGUCAACCUACGUGAAUGGCAAACUAAUAUGUCCAAUCACUUGGGAUAUAUCAGCCUGCAAAGAAGGUGAACGGAGCAUCCCUUCUGAUAUACUAAUUUCCUCGACUGCCGCUGAUGUAGACAAUAAUGCAGCGGAGGCUACACAAUCAGAGGCGGAUCUACAAGCUUAUUUUAAUAUGCUGGAAGAAGAAGUGCUUGAGCUAAAAAAUGUAGAGAAUUUUACCUCGGCAUUCUUCUCCCCCAUGAGCCCCGAUGGUAGCAGCAGUAAGAGCACUUACAGUGGCUUUGGCAGCUCUGAGCAAACUGGAGUAGCAUCAGAAAUAGGAUGUCCUUGCCCAUGAGUUCCUAUUUGGUGGGAGCCGCAUUAGCUGUAUGCCACGUAAUGCUAUGAGUUCUGCUUCCAAACUUGUACUUGGUAAUAAGAUUUUAAUAUUUGACUGUUGUAUUAAAUCCGGCAACUCUUAUAUUGUGUCGUUAA
Molecule: messenger RNA, 1729 nt
Organism: Manihot esculenta (cassava)
Lineage: Eukaryota; Viridiplantae; Streptophyta; Magnoliopsida; Malpighiales; Euphorbiaceae
Product: protein NTM1-like 9
Exons: 5
Coding region: 339-1592 (417 amino acids)
Biological process (GO): regulation of DNA-templated transcription
Molecular function (GO): DNA binding
Source: RefSeq, a predicted model, not a curated record